CCGUGAAUCCUUACGUUCGCAGAAUUGGACCACGGAGCAGCAUCAGUACAUACCAUACCUUCAUCGCUUUGGGCUAUGUGCGUGUGCCUUGGGGGGCUGGCGAUGCAGGAGCGGUAUUUGGUUGCUGCAACGUGUACCUUCCUCGGUGCGCUGAUCAUGCGGACGGGGAGCAGUGACGCGCUGAGUGAGGAAAACGCGGCACUAAUUGGGACGCACGGUCGGCGGAUCAUGCAUCCGCUGCUCGAGGGCUUUGCGGGGUAGCACCACGCAAUCUAACAGUGAACUUCUUCGAGGUGUCGAGUGCGAUUGUUACUAAGCAUCCGGCGGAGACGAGAGUGUGAAUGGUGAGAUUUGUUCACUGAUGAUUUUGUGGACUCCAAGGCGAGUCAGGAGGCGAAGCGCGCAUUUGUCAAGGCUGUUGUUGGGUGCGCACUGUCCGAAGUGGACGAAGAGGUCGCACAGCAGUUUGAUACACUCUCGCUCGAACCCCGCUCCUCACCGAUUGCGGCGCCCUCUCCCUCUCGCCCUGACGCCUUAGGCAGCCCGAUCAUCACCAAGGACCUUCUCUUACGCUGCCCGACUGCAGGUAUAAACCGGUAUCUCGCGUUUAGCAAGCUCACACCCUCCCCCAAAGCACCCGUCAUGGUAUCCUGUUUGCGUCAACGUGUACUGAUGUAUAUCUGGUUCUCCCAGUACUGCCCUGUGCGCAGGCGUUUUGAAACCCGUACAAUGAUUCAGGUACGCCUUUUUCUUGCAGGUUUAUACCUUUCAGCGGCAUUGGAGCUUAAAUAUGAAAUGGUACGCACUUUUCUACGUAUCUGCGUUUGAUUCACUUUCCCUACGCACAUCUGUUUGUGUCGAAUCCUUUGUUUGACAUUUUGAUAUGAUGGGAAUUCCCUUUUGGAUCUCGCCUGCGGUGCUCAUCCCAAACAAAUACCGAACGUGUAGAACACUAUGUACGG
This is a messenger RNA of Coniophora puteana RWD-64-598 SS2, 962 nucleotides long. RefSeq lists its product as uncharacterized. The record is from RefSeq and is a predicted model, not a curated record. The transcript is spliced from 6 exons. Lineage: Eukaryota; Fungi; Basidiomycota; Agaricomycetes; Boletales; Coniophoraceae. The coding region runs from base 103 to 261 and encodes 52 amino acids.